This is a messenger RNA of Rhodofomes roseus, 894 nucleotides long. RefSeq names its product histone-fold-containing protein. Gene Ontology annotation, cellular component: nucleosome. Gene Ontology annotation, molecular function: DNA binding; structural constituent of chromatin; protein heterodimerization activity. The coding region runs from base 286 to 597 and encodes 103 amino acids. The transcript has 4 exons. NCBI's taxonomy places the organism in Eukaryota, Fungi, Basidiomycota, Agaricomycetes, Polyporales, Fomitopsidaceae. The record is from RefSeq and is a predicted model, not a curated record. Gene Ontology annotation, biological process: nucleosome assembly.
GGCGGGCAAGCGGGAGUGGGGGGCCAGUGGCUGAGGCGGGCGCUCUCUUAUAUAGAGGCGCGACGCGGACGCGAGCGCGCCUGUCACGUGCGCGAGACGCGUUGAAUGCGAUUCAACAAACUUGUGCACGUGAGCGUGGCCCGCGCUUGUAUAUAACCGGCCUCCGAGCACUCGAGGUGCCCCCACUCGUCUCUCUCUGCACUCCGCCUCUGCCUCGUCGACGCAAGGCCCCUCUCGCAAAUCUUACGAACACUUCGUUCUCAACAACCUCUCUAACAAAUCAACAUGUCUGGCCGUGGAAAGGGUGGCAAGGGUCUUGGAAAGGGUGGUGCGAAGCGUCACCGCAAGAUUCUCCGUGAUAACAUUCAAGGUAUCACGAAGCCUGCGAUCCGUCGUCUUGCACGGCGAGGCGGUGUGAAGCGUAUCUCCGGUCUCAUCUACGAGGAGACGCGCGGGGUGCUGAAGAUCUUCCUGGAGAAUGUCAUCCGGGACUCUGUGACGUACACGGAGCACGCAAAGCGGAAGACGGUGACGGCGCUGGAUGUGGUGUACGCGCUGAAGCGGUCGGGGCGCACGUUGUACGGGUUCGGGGCAUGAGGGGUUGGUUGUGGCGGACGCUAGACUCGGUUCAUACUCGGUGUAUCACUAUCUACUGUACAACAGUAUUCGCAUUCCGUGCAUCUCGCCCAGCGUGUCGUCGCAGCCCUCCCGCUCCGAGGCCCCGCCGUGAGUGCGAGAAGGAUGCGCGGACCGCUCCGGGGCUUCGUGGCUGGCAGCGGAGGCGAGUGCCUCGGUUGCCGGCUGGGAAGGAUGCCCGCCUCGCCCUCCGUGAUUUCUCCGCCCCGUCGCGUAUAAAGUCGCCCUGCCGCCUCCGACCGCCGCAUCCACCCCGCG